Messenger RNA from Ostreococcus lucimarinus CCE9901, 729 nucleotides. RefSeq lists its product with no specific name. NCBI's taxonomy places the organism in Eukaryota, Viridiplantae, Chlorophyta, Mamiellophyceae, Mamiellales, Bathycoccaceae. The record is from RefSeq and is a predicted model, not a curated record. The transcript has a single exon. The coding region runs from base 1 to 729 and encodes 242 amino acids.
AUGAACGCGUACGACUCCAUCGAACGCGGCGCUGCCGACGAGUGCGAACCUUUAACAGGACGACGACCACGGACGUUUACUCUCACGCAACUGCUCGUCGCGUGCGGCGCCGUGUGCGUCUGUGCGAUCGGGGCGACGAUGUUCGUGAACACUCACGCUCAACUGGCCGACGCUGGUUAUGGUGGCGACUCGAUCCAAUCCUCUGGUUGUCCAAUUCAAGACUGGGUUGAUGAUUCUUUGUGCGCGGCGAGUCCGCCCGGCCUAUCCGAGUCUAAAAGCCGAGGUCGCGCGCUGCUUGGCUCGCGAAACACAUCAAGUGAAACAUCAAUUGACACAUCAAGUGACACAUCAAGUGAAACAUCAAUUGACAACACAUCAAGUGACACAUCAAGUGACACAUCAUCAGACACAUCAAGUUCCAAUCAAGUGUCCAUUCCGUCGUGCGCAAAAAUACCGCCGCGUCCGAAAUCAAGUGAUUCGGUAAGCUGCAACGGCCACGGUUGGUGUCAUGAAGGCACAACGGCAAGUGGCAACAAGCCACACUGCGAUUGCAACGCUGGUUAUGGUGGAUCUCAUUGCGAAACGAAGAUUCUGAACCUGGAAGACCUCAGUAUCAAAGUCGCCGACAUCGAGGAGGAGAUGGAGAAAAUGGCUGAAUCCGCAGUCGAGACCAUCAAACUCGAGGAGCAACCGCUGCUGCACGAGCACGGGCACGAGCAUGGGGAAUGA